This is a messenger RNA of Colletotrichum destructivum, 2523 nucleotides long. Its product is annotated as Putative Mg2+ transporter protein, CorA-like/Zinc transport protein ZntB. Gene Ontology annotation, biological process: magnesium ion transmembrane transport; intracellular magnesium ion homeostasis. Lineage: Eukaryota; Fungi; Ascomycota; Sordariomycetes; Glomerellales; Glomerellaceae. Gene Ontology annotation, molecular function: magnesium ion transmembrane transporter activity. Bases 484 to 2271 code for a protein of 595 amino acids. The transcript is spliced from 2 exons. The record is from RefSeq and is a predicted model, not a curated record. Gene Ontology annotation, cellular component: plasma membrane.
CUUGAAACGUGCCCUUCCCAUCCCACCAGCUCAGCUAGCUGCUUAUCAUCACAUCUUCAACUUUGGCCGUCGUCCUUCAUUCAUCGCACAAACGAUAACGCCCGUCUCGCUGCCUCUCUCCCAGGACUAGAUCCCCCGAUCAAAAAAAAAAAAAAAAAACUCCCCCCCCCAGAAAAAAACAGCUAUCAUAAGCCUCAUUCAUCAACGCAUUCACUGCGGCCUCAACCCGAACUAUUGGAAUGGUAACGGUUUGCGCAUCAAAAGACUCUUGCAAGAGUUUGCCAGGCUAUGGCACGCGUCUCAAGGAGCGACACCCACGAUCCCGCCACUUUGCCGAACCUUGAACGGUGAACAUACCGCACAACCGACCGGCUCUUCUCUUGCAGCGGUUUCCUACGAACGAUGAACUGCACGCUCCUUCAAAUUAGAUCCUAGAGAGCUUUCAUUGCGGAUUGAUUGCGAAGCCUCCCAUCAUACAAUACCAUGGCGCGCCAGACAGAUGACCAUGCUUACGAAGGGCCCUGGGACCCCUCGCGGCUGUCCCCCAACAUGGCCUCCCGACAAGUCGACGUCUCCAGCCCUCGCGGCAGAGAUGCCGAAACCGGCCAUGUUCGCGACUUUGCGAACCUGUCCAACCUCGAAUCCCCCGUCAUGCAGCCCCUGAGCAGGCGUCCUACCAUCGAGUCGUCCCGUCGGACGGUGUCUCCUCCCAACUCCGUCAAGGCCUUCGCCAACGCCCGCCGACGAGGACAGGAUGCCGAUGUGCACGACGCAAGACCAGGCCGCAGACAGCUGGGCGACUCGAAUGACGAGAAGGAGGACACGGGCCCGGAGAAGCGCACUGGCGGCGGUCCUCCCCAUAGUGUCAACAGCCGGUUGGACGUCCCCGAUGCCCAACGUACCUCCGACCGGGUUGCCGUGGUCAAGUUCUUGGGGGAGAUGAGCAAGCGCGAGAACCCGAGGGAUGGACUUGACAUCGACUUUGAAUGUCUCCAGACCCUUAUCGACUCGGAGGACCGUGACCGCUUCGCGGACCCCGACUUUGGCAAUCUCCCCGACAGCUCCAUCCCGACCGUCGUGCCCAUGUUCACUUCCGACGGGGACUACAUCGACAUGCCGUCCGAGCCGGUUUCGGACUCGGGCGACAAAGAGACCGGAGCCCACGGGCGGCCGCCGCCGCCGCCGCGGCCCAGGACCGUCCAUCAGGGCGAGCAGAGCCGCUUCAACUUCUUCUCCUCCGCGCUGGAGUCCACCAUCCACGCCGCCGAGUUCGGCGACCUCGUCCUGCCGGAAGAGAACAUCAGGUCUCUGUUCGACCUCCCCCCCGAGGGCGACUCCGACGGCGUCUGGUGGCUCAACAUGAACAGCCCGAGCGCCAGCGAGGUCUGGACCAUCUGCAAGGCGUUCGGCAUCCACCCCCUCACCAUCGAGGACAUCAUCCACAAGGAAAGCCGCGAGAAGAUCGAGCUCUUCCCGUCCUACUACUUCGCCUGCUUCCGGUCCUUCACCGUCGUCGAGGAGGACGGCGAGACCGACUACCACCCCUUCAACGUCUAUGUGGUCGUCUUCAAAGAGGGCAUCAUCAGCUUCAGCUUCACGUCGAACCUGCAUGCUUCGCGGGUCCGGUUCCGCAUCUCUCAACUCAAGGAGCAGGUGUCUCUGAGCAGCGACUGGAUCUGCUACGCUCUGAUCGACGACAUCGUCGACUCGUUCGGCCCGGCCAUCAACCAGAUCGAGCACGAGGCCGACGCCAUCGAGGACCAGGUCUUCAUCACCCGCGUCGAAGACAACCAGGCCUUCCUCCGCAAGAUCGGCUACACCCGCAAGAACGUCAUGAGCCUCAUGCGCCUGCUCGGCGGCAAGGCCGACGUCCUCCGCGCCUUCACCAAGCGCUGCACCGAGGACUACGAGGUCACGCCGCACAUGGACAUCGCCCUGUACCUCGGCGACAUCCAGGACCACGCCGUGACCAUGAUGAACAGCCUGGUGCACUUUGACACGAUGCUCUCGCGCUCCCACAGCAACUACCUCGCCCAGCUCUCCAUCGACAACAUCGACAUGGGCAACCGCACCAACGAGUUCCUCAGCCGCGUCACCGUCAUCGCCACCGUCAUCGUGCCCCUCAACGUCAUCUGCGGUCUCUUUGGCAUGAACGUCAAGGUGCCCUGGGGGGAUGACCAGAACCUGAACGCUUUCUUCGGCAUCCUGGGCGGCAUCCUGGCCUUUGCGCUUCUCUCUGUGAUUCUGGCUCGGCGGUUCAAGUAUCUGUGAAAAAGGGCGGGUGGUGCCAAGGCAAGGCAACGGGGCUGGCUGCUGUGACAAAUGUGAUUUAAAUCAGAUCCGUAUUUAUUUCGUUCAAGUAUUUCCAUCUCGCUAUUGCUUCGGCUCUGCUACGUCAUCCUUCACCAUCAUUGGCUGUGUAUGAUACUGAACACUCCAAGCUGCGAAUCAGAGUUGAAGAAGAGGCCCGCGACAAGGAUGAAUCAGGUUGAUGACUGGAUUCAUUUAUCGUCCCUUCUUCCU